This is a messenger RNA of Brassica rapa (field mustard), 616 nucleotides long. RefSeq names its product cytochrome b-c1 complex subunit 6. The record is from RefSeq and is a predicted model, not a curated record. Gene Ontology annotation, biological process: mitochondrial electron transport, ubiquinol to cytochrome c. NCBI's taxonomy places the organism in Eukaryota, Viridiplantae, Streptophyta, Magnoliopsida, Brassicales, Brassicaceae. Gene Ontology annotation, cellular component: respiratory chain complex III.
GGCCCAUAUGCUUCAGAGAUGAGCCCCGUACUGUAACCGAAGCGGCGACUAUACAGCGUGGAAGCGAUGAGAUUGGGGGAAAUCGAAUUACAACAUUUAGGGUUCAUCAAUCAUUUGGCGAUCAAUCAGCGAAGGUUGCGAUCCUUUCUUUCUAAUUUCACCAUGGCGGAUGUAGAAGUUGUUGAUCCUAAAAAGUGUCUCGAGGAAUCUUGUAAACCAAAAUGUGUGAAGCCACUACUUGAAUAUCAGGCGUGUGUUAAGAGGGUCCAAGGUGAUGAGUCUGGACACAAACAUUGCACUGGGCAGUAUUUUGACUACUGGCAAUGUGUUGACAAAUGUGUCGGACCUAAGCUGUUUGCGGAACUAAAAUGAUGAAGAGAAGUUGGAGUAUUGAGUCUUGUGUUUUGUAUUUUUUUUUCUUUCUCAAGGGUUUAUAUAAAAUGCACUGGAUACUGAACAUUACUGCAAACCAGAUUGCAACUGGUUCCUUCUUGGUUUUGUUUCUAUAUCAAAGCUGCAAGUCCUUUAUUGUUUGUGUGGUGGGAGGAAACCUUUAUUGAGUUUGGGACACUUGAUUAACGCCUAAUAAAUGAAAAGAAGAAUGCGAUUAUAUAUU